This is a messenger RNA of Dovyalis caffra, 711 nucleotides long. The record is from the annotation of a GenBank genome assembly. Lineage: Eukaryota; Viridiplantae; Streptophyta; Magnoliopsida; Malpighiales; Salicaceae.
AUGCAGAAUUCAUUUAACCUUCCAUUGAAGAAAAAAUUUUACAACAAAAAUAAGGGAAUCAAGAUACCAGGAGUAUUACCUGCACUUUCAGCACGGAUUUAUGGUGAUAAGUCAGCUUUCUAUGAUUGUGCUUUCUUGGGGGUUCAAGAUACUUUGUGGGAUGCCCAAGGCCGACAUCACUUCUCUCGUUGCUACAUUGAAGGUGCAGUAGAUUUUAUUUUUGGUGCUGGCCAAUCUUUCUAUGAGCUUUGCUCAAUAAAUGUCACUAUUGGAGGUUUCAUAACAGCCCAAGCUCGAGAGUACCCUAAUGAUACAAAUGGUUUCGUAUUUAGUCGUUGCACUAUUUCUGGAGUUAAAGGUGUUCAAGCCCUACUCGGAAGAGCUUUUAGACCAUACUCGACAGUAAUAUUUCGAGAAUCAUUUCUAUCUGAAGUAGUUGAUCCUCGAGGGUGGGAUGCUUGGCAUUCCGUAGGGCAUGAGACUAAUUUAACGUACGCCGAAGUUGGUUGUAAAGGACCAGGGGCUAACACAUCAAAGCGUGUUCAAUGGGAAAAGAAGCUAUCAGCAGAGCAGCUCCAGAAGUUUUCGAAGUCUUCCUUUAUUGACCAAGAUGCAUGGCGAAAUCUAGUUGGUAAGCUAAAGCCCCCACAAAAGGCCACCAAACCCACAAAAACUGCUAAAAGGAACAAAAAACAAAAAUCAAUAGAGUGA